Molecule: messenger RNA, 931 nt
Organism: Aspergillus alliaceus
Lineage: Eukaryota; Fungi; Ascomycota; Eurotiomycetes; Eurotiales; Aspergillaceae
Product: mitochondrial 54S ribosomal protein uL6m
Exons: 3
Coding region: 14-775 (253 amino acids)
Biological process (GO): translation
Cellular component (GO): ribosome; mitochondrial large ribosomal subunit
Molecular function (GO): structural constituent of ribosome; rRNA binding
Source: RefSeq, a predicted model, not a curated record
CGCAAUUAUCACCAUGUCGAGUUCCUUGACGCAGAGCUGUUUCAGGCAGCUUUCCCGGAGCCCUUUGAGGCAGGGUUAUUUGCCCAUUUUUCUAGCACCUGCCUUUUCACAUUCUCAACGGACACAAUCGUUUUCUACCACCUCACCAACGCAAUCUCGAGUCGGCGGCGCCGCGAUCUCCGUACCCCCGGAAGUCUCCCUUAAAUUCAUUGACUUACCCCAGACACAAGUGAGAGGAAGAGCGAAGGAUAUUCCAAAGACUGCAAUUGAAGUCAAAGGACCUUUGGGUGAAUUGACACUGAAAAUCCCCCCAUUUUUGGAAGUUGCACAUGAUGAGGCCCUUCGGAAAGCGACUCUCUCUGUUCAGGAUUCCUCGAUUGCGCAUCAGCGUGCUAUGUGGGGAACCACUCGCGCACAUUUGCAGAACUAUAUCCUAGGAGUGUCGGAAGGCCACGUCUGCAUCCUCAGUCUGGUUGGUGUUGGUUACAGAGCCGCUGUCGAAUCUACGGCAACUACAGUCGAACCUGAAUACCCCGGCCAGCAAUUCGUCUCCCUCAAGGUUGGAUACUCGCACCCGAUUGAAUUGGGCGUCCCACAGGGUGUCAAAGCAAGCACUCCACAGCCAACGCGUAUUCUGCUGGAGGGUGUUAAUAAGGACAUUGUGACGAAGUUUGCGGCUGAGAUUAGGGAAUGGCGUAAGCCAGAGCCGUACAAGGGUAAGGGUAUCUUCAUCAACGGGGAGACAAUCAAACUCAAGGCCAAGAAGAUUCGGUAGAUCCAGCGCCUUUGGUUUUGGGAAGAGGAACAUUGUUUACGUUUUACUGUACAUGUAUAUCCAAGCAUAUUUUGUUUGUCUGCGAUUGGUAUCCAUUUAUGUACUUCUAGACGCAUCUAGCGUGUGCAAUCCGACAAAAUUCGUUACAAAUUGUUU